GUACAGCUACAGGUGCGUUUUGAGAAAAGGUAUUAACAAAAAGAUUAUCUUCGUAUUUUGGAAAUCUUACAUAAAUCGUAUUCCAAUACAUCAAAUUUCUGGCAUCGACAUAUUUGAAAGCUCAAAAGUCAAGACUCACCUUUUUCCCCCUUUUUAAAGCCCCCCUCUUUCUCUCUCUAAACCCCCAAUUGCAAUCGCACUUUGGUUCUUACCUUCAACCUUCAAUCACCUCCCACCCCUCACUUCAUUCCGCCCAUUCAAACAUCGCCACCCCCUGACUUACAAACACCCGCGACCUCCCUUCUUCCUUCGCCCACGGUUCAGUUACCCACUACACCACGCCGAUUUGGCCAACCCGAUCCCAUAGUCACACACGCAAACUCUGGUGUUCCACCAGUUAGUCACGAACACGUAACCGAGCCUACAAACCCAACCACGCACAAUUCUCUUCCAUUUUCCAACUGGGUUCUCUAAGAUCUUCGAUUUUCAGCUUUCACUUUUGGGGAAAACUGUUUGGACUUUCCCAAUUUGACGCCUCGAAGCUAAAAUAAACUAGCCCACCUCGUUAUUUUGCUUUGAUUUCACUCCUUUCCCUUUUGGUAAAUUGCGUUACUUCCUCCUUUUGUUUCUUUCGUCCUGUGUUCGAGGGUUUUGAAGGGAACUCAAUUUCAUCUUCUUCUUGAAUUCUGUGGACUCGAUCGGGGACUUUUGUGAUGUGUUUCCCUUUUUUGCUUGCUUUCACUGCUUACACUUCCUUGGAUUUCGGGUUUUCUUUUUCCUGUGUUGAAAAAUUGGAUUGCUUUGUUGGACUUUGUGUUUUUCAGUUUGACUGAAACCUUUUGCAAUUCACUCAUCUUUAGUCCUUUAGUGUUUGGCUUCUGUAUCUUGAAAACCUUUGGAUAGAAAUUGAUCUGACUUGGAGUUUCCAUGUUUGUUUGUGUUCUAAUUCUAUCAUGGACUCCCCUCAAUCUGUUGUUUCACCAUUGAAGAACUGUCUCAUUGCUGAGUCUGAGAAGAAGAAACCCAGUUUCUUUGAUCACAUCUCUGGUCCUCCAACAAAGGGAAUGGAGGUCAAUCGAAAAGAAGCUGUUAUGUAUAACUUGGAGGAAGUUGUUGGUGCACUUGAUGUAUGCAUUCAUCAGGCUAGAGACAUUCAUAACAUCUGCAUAUACCAUAAGCAGGAUGUUUAUGCUAAGCUUUGUCUGAGUACUGAUCCUGAAGAUUCUCUCUCCACCAAAAUCAUUAAUGGAGCUGGGAGGAACCCGGUUUUUAAUGAGAAUCUUCGUUUCAAUGUCCGGAGUGUCGAUGCAUCCCUUAAAUGUGAGAUAUGGAUGUUGAGCAGAGUGAGGAAUUAUCUGGAAGACCAGUUGUUGGGAUUUACCGUGGUGCCAUUGACUGAAGUUCUUGUUAACGAUGGUAAAUUAGAGAAAGAGUUUUCUCUUUCUUCAACCGAUUUGUUCCAUUCUCCUGCUGGAUUUGUUCAACUCUCUCUUGAAUACAAUGGAACCUCGCCUGAUGUGAUGGCUGUUCCUAAAGCUGUCUUGGAGUCAUCAAAUGCUGCAUUGAAGGAUUCUGAAAUAUCCGAGUCACUAGCUAGUGACUUGGAUAAGAUAGAGUUUCCAGAUCCUAAGAUUGUAAAUGAAGAUGAGAUGAUGGUAUCUGAGUAUUUCAGCAUCCCGGGCUCUAAUCCGGAGUCUGAGGACUCUGAGAGCCUAGCCACUUCUGGUACAGAAGAUCAUCCGAGUUCAGAAACAGGUGUAAAUACUGUGGAAAGCUUCUCAACAGCUUCCAUCGAGUCUGUUCAGAUUUCAAAGCUCGAUUCUCCACCUAGCAGCUCGUCAACUAAUGGAGCAUCCUCGUCUCCUGUACCAACAAGCUCAGAAUCAUAUGAUGCUUCAGAAGCUUCAAAACCUCAAACUCAGGAACCGAUUGAAGAGGAGAAGCAUGUGGAUGUUAAGAAUGGCAAGCCUGAUUCCUCAAUUGAGGUACCAAAUGAUUCAUUCUCAAAGCCUGUUAUCACUGUGAACAUAGAGCCAGAACAAAAUGUAGUGCAGCAGGACAUUGUUGAUAUGUAUAUGAAAAGCAUGCAACAAUUUACCGAGUCAUUAGCAAAGAUGAAACUUCCUCUGGAUGUUGAUAAUGAACCAACCAAUUCAGGAAAUUCAAGCUCUGAUCAGCAAACACCAUCCUCGAAGAAUGGUAAUGCACGUGUGUUCUAUGGAAGCAGAGCAUUCUUCUAAACUGUGGUUUCUACAUUUCAGACGAAGACACACAAAUAACUCUAGAACUAUAGAUCGAAUACUACUAUCAAUAGUGAAAUGUAAUAAUGUAUCUUUGUAGAGUGGUGUUUCUCCUUGUACGUUGGUUUGUCAUGUACGGUAGUAAAUUAUGGCUUCUACACCUUACAAACUUUGUCCUCAUGAUCAGCGGUGUAAGCAUGAAUGAAUUAUUAUCCCUCGUUGUAACAAUUAACUCAAGAAUGCAACUUUAAUUAUGUGAAAUCAAAAUCAUAUAAUUGAUCUGGGUUGGUCCCA
Molecule: messenger RNA, 2534 nt
Organism: Cucumis sativus (cucumber)
Lineage: Eukaryota; Viridiplantae; Streptophyta; Magnoliopsida; Cucurbitales; Cucurbitaceae
Exons: 2
Coding region: 954-2240 (428 amino acids)
Source: RefSeq, a predicted model, not a curated record